Molecule: messenger RNA, 1625 nt
Organism: Klebsormidium nitens
Lineage: Eukaryota; Viridiplantae; Streptophyta; Klebsormidiophyceae; Klebsormidiales; Klebsormidiaceae
Source: the annotation of a GenBank genome assembly
UGAAGGUUCUGCGUAGCUGGGGCACAGGUUCUGCAGGACCUCACGAUUCUAUUAGCAGCGUGUGCACGGCAGUUGCUUGGCGCCAUAGCGGCCCCUAUCCAACUCUGGGCACCUCUGCGGUGUGCUUCGUUGAACUCCCGAGUCCUGGCGUCUGGAUUGAAACGAGCCGAUUCUGGGCUCAGGAGAGCGCUGCUGCAAGGGUCUGUUUAAAAGCUGGAAAGCGAUUAGGAAGCUGGAGAGUGCAUUCUGCACGUGAAGCAUCGGCCUUGUCGUUUUCGUACAGUGGUGGACGCACAAUAGAGGAACAAUCUCCUUGCAACUACUUGUCAUUGGCAACCAGGGGACAGCAGUAUCUACAGUUCAGAGGACACAAGGUGUUGUCAACGGUUUUUGCUCUUUCAGAAACCAUCUCAAUCAGAACUUCGGUUGUGCUCAAACCCGCUCUCUAUGUUGUUCCUCCUGAUCCCAGUGUUCGUCGGGGUCGCGAUACUCGUCAGCGCCAACAAAGAUCGCAUGCGCAAUCAAAGGCGGGCUCACGGAUAUGUUGGGCAGCGGUACUCAAUUCCGGGGAGUACCCCUAGAGCUUCCGGUGUUACGGUGCAGUUAUCGCUUGGCGACUUCUCGGGCCCACUGGUUUCGGUGUCCAAGCGGAGGAAGAGAAAGGUCUAUGUGCCAGAGGCCUACUUCUUGAGUGCCACGCUUAACGACACUACGCAUCGGCUGACCAUGCUCCACCGGUCCAGCACCGACGCUCUCAACCUUUCCUGGGGCACGGGUCCUCACCUCUCUUUCGCCCUUCCCCAAACCGCUUCCGGUAGCUUCACAACCGGGGACCUGCUGCUCGAGCUCUACGGCUGCCGGAAGGGCAGCAUCACUGGCAAGAUCAAAAAAGUCGUUUUGCUUGGGCACGCCAGAGUAAACCUAGCAGAUUGUCUGGACGGGGAGUCCCGGACGCUCGCGGCGCAGUUUCGGGUGUCAGAGGGGGGCGAGCGGUGCAGCAGAAAGCGGGUGGUCGUUGCGCCCGGGGGUACCGAGAUUGGGCAGAUGGGCGUGGGGGUCCGGCUGCUGUACCCCCCUGGAUAUGUUCUGGGGGGUGCUCGAGCCCAAGAGAGUGCUCAGUACGCGUAUGAUCCUCUUAAGAUGAACCGCAUAGAAGGGGUGUCCGCAGAGGGGUACGUACCGGCGGCCGUGUACGGUCCAGAUGGGGCGGCUUGGGUUGUGGCGUCGAAGGAGGGCGAAGCAGUAGGAAAGGAAGAGGAAAAGGCGCAGGUGUAUCCACUUUUGUAAAAAGCAAUUUCUUUGAUUUGGGCCCUUUGGUGUAGAUAUCCUGUAUACAAAAUCCGUAGUUUGCUUCAAUGUGAACGUCUAGUGAGCCCGAUAGAGUUUGGGUUGAUAUGCGUGGGGCAUCAUUUUUAGACCUGCGAAUCGGCUCCAGUCGUGUAAAACAUGGUCCAGUUUUCGCACGCUUUACUGUCUUUUGAGCAAGUGCUGGUAGUGGAGUCUGGUCCGCUGGCUGCUUGGUUUCGUAAUUGUAUACUUACUCUGAAAGCCCGCUAUUGAUGAAUGUUUACCGAGCCUGGAUUCAAUGUUUCCUUGGACUAAAACGUACCAUACGUUGAUUGCAU